Molecule: messenger RNA, 1755 nt
Organism: Rhagoletis zephyria (snowberry fruit fly)
Lineage: Eukaryota; Metazoa; Arthropoda; Insecta; Diptera; Tephritidae
Source: RefSeq, a predicted model, not a curated record
AUGGACGACCUUCAACAGCAGGAGAGAGCCAAGGAAGACCAGGCCCUCAAGGAGAAGUUCCUGCUGAGCAUCGGCAAACUGGUCAACACUGAUCAACAACCAAAAGAGGUGGACUUUGUCGAGGAAGUUUCGAAUCUGCACGCCCUGCUCAUCGCCUCCAACUACCGCCAGAUCCGCGACAUUGCCGGCCAGCUCGACCUAGGUCGCCUCUUUGACCUCUUCAACAAUUCGCCGGUGUUUGCCGCGGGCACUCCCGUUCCCGGCCAAGUAGAACUUCUCGAUGUGAUGAGCAUGCUGCUGGAGGCGCUGAACGGCGGCGAAGUUCUAGUCAAGUACUACGACCACGUCGUCGAUGGCCUCGACGGCGCCCUCCGCCCUCUGCAGAUUGUCGACCUGUGGCUGAAGAAACUGGUCAGGCCGGUCUUCAGUAGCGAGGGCCAGCUGAAGGUGGUGGUGAACAGCUCGGUGAACAUCAACGGCCUGCUCCGCUCGACGGUCCGCCUGUUGGCCGCCGAGGACACCGGAGUGGCCGCCGCCGCCCACGACAUCUCGGUGGUGGCCGCGAAGGCCUUUCGCCAGAACUUCUUCAGCCCAGUGCUGAUCGAGGAGCUGCGCAAGCUGAAGGACUACAAGGGCAGCUACUCCGCCGAUCAGGCAAGCCAGAAGCGGUUGAAGAACCUGAAGACGGUGGACCGCGAGACGGUGCAGAUUCGCCUCUACGAGGUAGUGGUCGACGUGUCCACCGCCAGUCAGCUGCAGCUGGAUAUGAUGAAAGCGAAUGGCCUGCUGCCCGAGCUGGUGGCCGACUUUGAGGCGAAGCUCUCGGUGGACCCGCUGGUCGCCCUGAACAUGCUCAAGCUGAUGACCGACCUCGCCUCGAAGCCGCACACUAUCGCCUACCUGCGGACGUCCACCUCGGUGCUGCAAUCGGUGGCGAAGCGGCUGGAGCUGAAGAAAGAAGGUCGAGGAGAGGGUGAGGAGGACAUCUGGGACGCACUUAUCCUCCCCGGCUGCAUCAACUUCUUCAUCCGCCUCGCCGAGUUUGACCUCUCAGUUCUUGAAGAUAGCAAGUACGGCGACCUGCUGGAGGCACGCCUGCUGGCGAUGCUUUCCCCAAACUCCUCUAGCACCGAAUCGCUCGUCCUCGCCGUGGACAGCGUCGCCUACCUCUGUCGGAAGAACGCCGGAAAGCGGUUCGUCGGCGAGCAGAAGCCGACACUGGCGACGGCCACCCUCGACCGCAUCGCCGCCAUCAUCACCGGCGUGGGAGCUACCGAGCUGAAGGCUCGAGCCCUCUCCGCCCUCGCCAGCAUGCUCGAGCUGACCGACGACUCGGACCCGGGCUCCAAGGCGGCCCAGCUGACGGAGAGGUGGUACCAGCGGGUGGACCAGGCCGGCGCCGGCCUCCCAAAACUCAUGGCCAUCCUCGCCGAGCCACUGCCCGAGCUCCGCCUGCCCGCUCUUAACCUGCUGCGCGUUCUCGCCACCACCGCCUGGGGCCAGCAGGCGUUGGUCACCGGAGCCCAGGGUGGCCCAACAGCCUUCCUCGACUACCUCCUCGACCGGCGGACGGAGACGACGGCGGAGGGCCGUGAGGCGAAGUACGCCGUCGUCCGCGAGCUGGUCAUGUCGCCCUUUGUCCGCCUCUCCUUUCCCCCGGAGUCGCUGCUCCGCCUGCGCGCCUACUACAAGGCGGGCGCCUUUGCCCGCGAAGCCGACGAGGAGGUCAGCGUCGCCUUUGGCAGUGCCUCAUAG